AUGCUAGUGGAGAAAAUUCAGGAGGAGUCGCAGCCGACACGCCUUCAGAUCCUGUUCAAAGAGUUCUCGGACGGUCACUUUCACGACGUGGCACAAGAUGAUGCAAGUGAUCCGGCUGCCGUGACGUCAGCUGCGAAAAAAUUGAAGAGAGAAGAGAAAGCGCUUCUAUCUGUGGAUCUCGACUUCGUACGACCGUAUGAAUGCUUCAACACCGUUCCUUCGUCGAGCGUCAACACCAUGAUCGUAGUGCCCAACAACAACGUGAGGAUGUCGGAGGAUUUGAAACAAGCUGCUCAGCAGCUGCGACGCGGGGAAACGGUGAUUUGA
This is a messenger RNA of Emericellopsis cladophorae, 327 nucleotides long. RefSeq lists its product as uncharacterized. The record is from RefSeq and is a predicted model, not a curated record. Lineage: Eukaryota; Fungi; Ascomycota; Sordariomycetes; Hypocreales; Bionectriaceae. Bases 1 to 327 code for a protein of 108 amino acids. The transcript has a single exon.